AUGAAUGUCGCGAACACCAUUGCACAGCUACUGCACCCUUCACCACCAGAACUGAGCCGAGUCCUUGAGGUGGUAGACUCGACUGAAGAUGUCAUUGCACAGCUGGCUGUCCUCUCAGAUGACCAAUUGGUCAACGAUACCCAAUUGCACCUCGCAUUCCUCCACCAGCCGGACACCUUGAUACGCCUUUUGGAACUAAAGGACUUGUACGUCCAAUUCGCAGCCUACAGACUUGCCAAAGCGAUCCUCCUCAACCACGACAUCUAUACUUUCGACAGGACAUUAACAUCACAAUCACAAUCGCAGAGGCUUCAAGACAACCGACAGCGAGUUAUCCGGACUUUGGUUCAAAAACUCAUCAAUGUUGACGAUCGGGGGUGUUCAGGAACCGCGAGGGCAAUCCUGGAACUCUUUCAUGGACUCUUGAAGGAUCACCGACAUUUGGUCCGCAAUGCCGAGCAUCACGGCGCUGACAUUGAUGACGGCAAUGACGACAAUCCAUCAUCAUCCUCAGUAGACGCAGGGAUGGCUGCGAUAUCUCAACACGUCGCAGUAACCAUUGUGGGGGAACUGGCGACUUCUGAGUUUUGGGAGGCGACCGUCCUGGACCGAAUCCUGGGUCUUCGGGAGAUGCAGUAUCCAGCACUGGUCCUCUUUAUCGAUCUCGAGAAGGCGCGAGUUCCUAUGGAUGUUGUUACUGGAGUGAGCGACGAGUUCGAGAGUUCUGUGAUAACGUGUCAUUACAACCUCAUUCGUUACUUGGACGAGUGGAUGAGCAGUGACAGAAUAGGAUCCCUGCCACUCAAGAAACAUCUGGAACUGAUCUGCAUAUCCAUGAAACCCUCCUCACUUCCAUCUCAAACCUCAUCAGGGCAACAACACCGACUUGAAUGGUCUGUGGAUCGGGAAAUCGAUAUGAAGCGGCCAUUGGAGGUUCUCACGGCUUUGUCGCCCAUUGUACAGGAUGUACUCUGGGCUUUUCGGGACCUGGAUCCAGAGCUGGAUGAGUUUUCUUCAGGCAAGACGACCUUUAUUCUCUCUGGCGACAACCUCGUCCGCGACUCUUCUCCAGCCACGGUUUCGAGUAAUGCCCGGAUCAAGGCGUUCAUCUCGAACCCGGAGGCUGUCCGUCAACUCGGUCGGAUCUGCCUUACAGCGACGCUCUCGAUCCUCGACACUUUGUCCUCGCCCUCUACUUCAACCGUCAACAACAACGUUAUCGGCGACUGCUACGGAAAGAUCAUGGAACUGACCGACAAGUACCUGACACCAUUCCUGGAAGAAUGGGUCGGGGAGAGGACACUCCUGCUGCUGCUCACAGUCUAUGGCGAGGACGACGCAGAAACCAUCGGGUUCGACUACCAAACCUUCCUCGACUUGCUAUUGACACUGGACGACCCACAUGAGUCUGGUGGAAUGCUCGCGGCCGUGAUGGCGAUCCUCCGAUCCUUUACGGAAGAUUUUUCAGAUCAGGAGCGGGUGCUUUGUCGGUGGCGGCUGGAGAUUCUGGACGACCAACAAGUACAGUUACGCCAACUGGAACAACAUGCCUCGGACAGCAAAAGUGACACGGAUAUUGUUGACAACGACAAACGUCAACUACAACAGCCACAGCCAGAGACACGACUUGGGUUACUCGAUAACGUCCAUCACUGUCUGGACCAAUUGUCUCAUCAGAUCCAACGACUCUUCAAGAACAAUCUUUUCCCAUAUAACCCUAGACCCCUACUCCAUGUCCUAGAGGUUACCCAGGACAUGCUUUUCACAGUUUUGACAGACUCUUCAGUAGAAUAA
Molecule: messenger RNA, 1794 nt
Organism: Linnemannia hyalina
Lineage: Eukaryota; Fungi; Mortierellomycota; Mortierellomycetes; Mortierellales; Mortierellaceae
Source: the annotation of a GenBank genome assembly